Homarus americanus (American lobster) is the source of this 474-nucleotide messenger RNA. RefSeq names its product vegetative cell wall protein gp1-like. Bases 1 to 474 code for a protein of 157 amino acids. The transcript is spliced from 2 exons. NCBI's taxonomy places the organism in Eukaryota, Metazoa, Arthropoda, Malacostraca, Decapoda, Nephropidae. The record is from RefSeq and is a predicted model, not a curated record.
AUGCCCCAAACGUCCGCCUGUCCCAUAGGAAAAGCCUCCCGAAGGCCGUGUCAAACUCAACCUCCCCCCAAGCCUACCUCUGCGUCCCCUCCUCUUACUCAACCUACUGCACCUCUGCCUGGCAUCACUGCUGGCGUGGCACCUACCGAGCCUGCCCCGGUGUGUCCUGCUACCCCUGUGCCACGUGCCGCCCCAUCACCACGACACGUGGUGCCUCAUGCUGUCCACCCACCGCAAGUUUCGCCUGCUCAUGUCUCUGAGCUGUCUCCACCAGGGCCCCCUAUUGGACCCGAAGACACCACCCCCGGGUCCCCGUCCCCUACCGGCAUGCCGGCACCUGGGGCCCAACCACUCCAGUUCACCGCAACAACGGACCACCAUGAGGAUAUGUACGUGCACUACACAUCUACACCAAGAAGGAUGUCCCCUGCCAACUCUCGACGUCCCCUACCAACCUUUCGACGUUCACCUUGA